AUUUCUUUUCUUUUCCUUUUAUUUCUUUGAUCUCUCCUAUCUCAAAUCUAUCCCUGCUGCACCAAGCGCCGGGCUUUUUCUAUUCCAAGGCUCCCUCCUGGAGUUGGAGCAAUUGACUGCACGGCUUUCGUCAUUUCGCUGGCCCGCAGCAAUAUCUGGAUGAUCUAAUCGGGUUAUUGUUUGUUUCACCCGACCCUUUGAACCUGUCCCCUCCUCGCUCCUUGACCCUACCAACUUUCAAGCGCCUUAACAAUGGCGUCCCAAUCUAAGAACACCUUGGAGGUCAAACCCCCACCAAAGUCGCAAUUACGCUCUUCAAGUCGCUCUCCGGGUCCGAAAAGUCGCAAAAAUGUGACUGUGCGGGCACCCAGUUACGCCUCGGAAGGUGUUACGGACAACAACAUCUUCAAGCUCCCCGCCUCCGACUACAAGACAUUGGUCGUAGUGACCAUUGUGGCUGCGGUGGUUCGUCUGUUCCGGAUCUACCAGCCCUCCAGCGUUGUCUUCGAUGAAGUCCAUUUCGGUGGCUUCGCCUCCAAAUAUAUCAAAGGCCGCUUUUUCAUGGAUGUCCAUCCUCCGCUUGCUAAACUUCUCCUCACACUGGCUGGCUGGCUUGCAGGCUUCGAUGGCGAGUUCGACUUUAAGGACAUUGGCAAGGACUACCUCGAGCCCGGGGUGCCUUAUGUUGCGAUGCGGAUGCUUCCAGCAAUCCUGGGUGUUCUGACAGUCCCGUUGAUGUUCUUGACUCUAAAGGCGUCGGGCUGCCGCACUAUUUCGGCUAUUUUGGGCGCCGGUGUUGUCAUCUUCGAAAACGGUCUAAUCACUCAAUCGCGUCUGAUUCUCUUGGAUUCUCCGUUGGUAUUCUUCACCGCGCUCACGGCUUUGUCGUUCACAUGUUUUACCAAUCAACAUGAAAUGGGGCCAUCGCAUGCUUUCCGUGGAUCCUGGUGGUUUUGGCUGGUCGCGUCUGGUCUUGCCUUAGGUGCUACUCUGAGUGUCAAGUGGGUUGGUUUGUUCACUGUUGCGUGGGUUGGAUCGCUCACUGUUCUCCAACUUUGGGUGCUGCUCGGCGACACGGUCAAUGUCACACCGCGUCUUUGGUUCAAGCAUUUCUUUGCCCGCUUUUUCUGUCUCAUCAUCAUCCCGCUGACAUUCUACUGCGGGAUGUUCGCAAUCCACUUCUUGUGCUUGGUCAACCCUGGAGAUGGAGACGGGUUCAUGUCCUCGGAAUUCCAGGCAACCUUGAAUUCGAAAUCUAUGCAGGACGUUCCUGCAGACGUUGUCUUCGGCUCUCGUGUCUCCCUACGCCACCUCAACACACAGGGAGGCUACCUGCACUCUCACAACCACAUGUACCCUACGGGAAGCAAGCAGCAACAGAUCACCCUUUACCCCCACAAGGACGAAAACAACGUCUUCAUUCUCGAGAACCAGACACAGCCCUUGGGUCCUUAUGGAACGGUGGAAGGUCCUCUGGCUUGGGACAACAUUACCGCUGAAUACAUCGAAGACGGCGCUACUAUCAAGCUUAACCACUUUGUCACGCGCCGGCGAGUCCAUUCGCACGAUGAGCGCCCCCCCGUGACUGAUGUUGAUUGGCAAUUUGAGGUCUCAGCAUACGGAUAUGACGGCUUUCCUGGCGACGCAAACGAUCUCUUCCGCGUUGAGAUCGUCAAGUCGAUGUCCGAUGGUGAAGAAGCCAAGAAGCGGCUUCGGACUAUUCAAACUAAAUUCCGCCUCGUACACGUCAUGACUAACUGCGUUUUGUUCUCUCACAAGGUCAAGCUUCCUGAGUGGGGCUUCGAUCAGCAGGAGGUUACUUGCGCCAGGGGAGCCACGCUACCAAACAGUGUCUGGUAUAUUGAAUCCAACAACCACCCGAUGCUGGCUGAAGAUGCGGAGAAGGUCAACUACAAGAACCCUGGGUUUUUCGGCAAGUUUUUCGAACUACAGAAGGUGAUGUGGGUGACGAAUGCCGGUCUCACGGAAUCGCACGCCUGGGAUUCUCGCCCUCCCUCGUGGCCUACCCUACUCCGCGGUAUCAACUUUUGGGGCAAAGACCACCGUCAGGUCUACCUCCUUGGUAAUCCGUUCAUCUGGUGGUCUUCGACUGUGGCUAUCGCAGUCUACUUUCUCUUCAAGGGCGUUUCUGUCCUUCGUUGGCAGCGGAGCUGCGGUGACUAUCGCAACGUUAACUUCAAGCGUUUUGACUACGAGAUUGGCACCACUGUCCUCGGCUGGGCUUUCCACUACUUCCCUUUCUAUCUCAUGGCCCGGCAGCUCUUCUUGCACCACUAUUUCCCGGCGCUGUACUUUGCGAUAAUGGCACUCUGUCAGGAAUUCGACUUCAUCGCCAAUCGCGUUAGAUCGCUUGGCUUGCCAUCCAAGCCUGUGAUUGGCAAGAUCCUGGCUGGUCUAUUCCUUACCCUUAGCAUCUUCACCUUCGUCAUUUAUUCGCCCUUGGUUUACGGCAACCCCUGGACCCAGGAAGCUUGCAGACAAGUGAAGCUCUUGGAUACCUGGGACUUUGACUGCAACACCUUCUACACCGAUCUAAGCCAUUACGUGACUCAGUACGUUGAUAGUAACGCGAACAUGGCUAUUCCGCCUACGGAGACAUCUGUUCCACAGGCCCCUCCCGUUGUGGCCCCACCUCAGGAUGCGCCUCAACAGCAUGCUCAGGAAGUUCUUCAGGAAGAGCCUCAAGAGCCUGCGGUGACGCCUCGGGCCCGUCACAGCACCAAGGCACGAGUAGAAUACCGCGAUCAGGAUGGCAACAUCCUGGAUGAGGAGCUCGUUGCCUCAUUGAGAAAGGAGGGCAAGGUGUCCUUCGAGACCCGACACGAGACCUCGACACGCUUGGACAAGGGUCAUCUCGUUGAUAUGGUUGACGGUGAGAUCGAGUUUGCUCCGCCGCAUCCGGAUGUUGAGGGCCAGAACCCCGAAACCAUCCAAAGACAUCAGCCUCAAGAUGUCGAGGAAGGUCCAGCUUCAGUAGUUGGGCACGGGAGCUCCGAGGAACGGAAGGGCUCCGCGGACCCUAAGCCGGCCAGUGAGGUGAAUGAGGCGACUAAAUCUUGAACGAAAUAGACUUGGAGCAUUUAGUUGGGGGUUGUUUGUAUUUUCAUCCGAUCUUUAGCUCUGCUUAUUUACUUUCCUGUACUUUUCUUCGACAGUAAUCUUUCCUCUUCGGACUAACGAGAUGUGACUUUUGUGUACAUGAACACCUGUUUGCGAGAUCAAUGAAGUACUCUACUACUUGUGACAUCUUACACUUUAAAGGAUCAGGUAUUUGUGAAACGAAACAAGAA
Messenger RNA from Aspergillus fijiensis CBS 313.89, 3311 nucleotides. RefSeq names its product protein mannosyltransferase 1 (gene pmt1). Gene Ontology annotation, biological process: protein O-linked glycosylation via mannose. The coding region runs from base 253 to 3081 and encodes 942 amino acids. Gene Ontology annotation, molecular function: dolichyl-phosphate-mannose-protein mannosyltransferase activity. NCBI's taxonomy places the organism in Eukaryota, Fungi, Ascomycota, Eurotiomycetes, Eurotiales, Aspergillaceae. The record is from RefSeq and is a predicted model, not a curated record. The transcript has 5 exons. Gene Ontology annotation, cellular component: endoplasmic reticulum; membrane.